Molecule: messenger RNA, 9939 nt
Organism: Closterium sp. Naga37s-1
Lineage: Eukaryota; Viridiplantae; Streptophyta; Zygnematophyceae; Desmidiales; Closteriaceae
Source: the annotation of a GenBank genome assembly
AUGGAAAUGGCCCUUCCGGUAGCGUCUGGAGCCAAUCAGCAGCCCCUCCUGCCGCCGCAGGCGCUUCAGAAUCAGCACCAGCGUCAGCCAAUCAGGAAGAAGAUGUCAAGAGACCGAGGCGCGAGGUUGAUUGAGGAGAGAGCGGUGGGAGCCGGGAGAGAGAGUACGGCGGUGCUUAGGCAGUCGUCGGAGCAGCGGGGUCAGGAGCCCGGGGGUUGUGAGGGUGCGAGGCAGCGCGAGGAGCGUUCUGGGGAGAUGGUGCCGGCUGUAGCAGGGGAUGUGAUGUUAGAGGGGGUGAGUGUAGCGGAGAGAGGUUGUGGCGACGGUGGGGAAGCGAGGAGCGUGGAAAUAAAGGAGGAGGAGCAGGAGUGGGUGGUGGGGGAGGGGGAGGAGGCGAAAGAGGCGAAGGAGGGGGAGGAGGCGGGAGUAAAUAGUAGUCACGAGCAGGUGCAGGAAGGAGGGGACGAGGAGGGUAGAGUGAAGCAGGAGCAGGGGCUGUCGAGCACAGAUGCUCAGCAGCAGCAAAAAGGGGAUGCUGAGGCGAGAAGACAAGGCCAGAGUGGCACGGACGCGGUUGCGUUGGAGGGCGAAUGGGGCGAAGGAGGCGACGGCGAGCAGGUUGUGUACAGGCUGUGCAGGGUGGACCCCGUUGACCGCGUUGACACCGUUGACUUUCUUGACGCCGUGCCCAUAUCGGAGCGCGAGCUGGAGGAGUUCCAAGCGUGGAUGCUCCGCCAUGCGCCCGACGCGCUCGCCCUGCCCCUGCCGCCCGGGGCGUCGGAGGCUGCGGGGGAGGCGGAAUUGGGGGAUUGGCCAUGGGGGGAAGGCUUAGGGCCGGAUGAGGAGUGCGGAGCAGGGGAGGCGGGCGGGCCCCCGCUGUCCUCUCCCCCUCUUCCCUGGCUGGGCGGGGAGGUGGGGGUGAUAGGAACUGGGCAGCCACGUGGCAGGUCGCUAUUGGCUAGAGGGCAGGCACGAGCGGAAGGGCGGAUAGGGAGAGGCGUGAAGGCGGAAUUAGGGUUCGGACUGGAUGACGUGAAGAGUGGGCGGGACCGCCGCGUGGGUCAAGCGAACCCCCGUGGGGCUGUUAACGGCGUGCUUGCCCCGCCAGCCAACGAAACGAGGACAGGUGUGCACGCGCGUCAGGAGUUUCUGGAUUUUCUCCUGACGGAGAUUUCGCACCACGAGCUCGCUGUGGGGCAAAGUAGCGCAACCCCCCACCCCCAUCCCCGCGCCGACCUCUCCGCCGCUGACUCUCUCCUCCCUCCGCCCCCCCCUUCCCGCCAUCCAGCCCACGAUCAGCACCAUCCCCCCUUCCUCUCCGCCCCGCGCUCUCUCCCCGCUCAUGGGCGGGUGGGGCGGCCAAGGGGAGCUCUGGGCGGGGUGCGGGGGCGGAGGGGGAGAGGGAGGGGCGUGGGAAUGCCUCGGCGCGCUGGUGAUGGCGGCGCUGGUGGCGCGGGGCGCGCAGAGGACGCGGGGGGGGCGCACACUGCCGCUAGUGCAGUAGUAAUGGGCGCGGGGGAGGAGCAGGGGACGGACGGCGGAGCACAGGGGUUGGGGGAGGAGGGGGAGGGAGCGAGCGCAGGGGGGAGGACACGGGUGGGGCGCCGCAGCAGGUGGCGGCUGGGGGCCCGGGGGAGGGACGAGGAGGUGGUGCGGAGAGGAUGGGGGGCCGCGCAUGCCCUGUCAGGGGGAGAGGGAGGGGCGCAAGGAGGGCCAGCAGAGGGAGCAGAGGAAGGAGAAGAUGGAUUGGAACGAGAUGGUCAAGAAGCAGGACAGGACGGGCAUGGGCUAGGGUUAGGGUUAGGGUUAGAGGGAGCAGCGUGGGAGUGGUUGGGUUCUGGUGGAUGGCCCACUCGGCCUCGCAGCAGACGGGGUCAAGCAGGUCAAAUAGGUCAAACAGGUCAAGCUGGCCAAACGGGUCAACGGAGUCAACGCAGUCAACGACCACCUGCUGCCACAGCCGCUGCUCUGCCCACUGAGGCGGGUGGGGCAGCUAUGGGGCAGUCAGCAGCAGGGGGGACUGGCGCCAGUGGGCGCGCCCCAGCAAGCGCAACCCUUGGCGGUGCCCCACACCCGCCCAGCCCGCGCCAUCUCCGCUCCUCCCCCAUUGCUUCCGCCCCCGCUUCCCCUGUUGCACGGGCAAGAGGAACGCAAGGGGGGGCGCAGUCGGCGGAGGAGGGCAGGGGGAGGAGAGUGAGCGCGCGGCGAGGCGGUGGGCGCCAGGCAGCACCACUGCAGGCGAAGGCAGAGCCUGGGGAGGCGGCUUCUGAGACUGUUGUUGUAACCGCAGCAGGGGGAGCGGCGGUUGGAGGCGUUUCUGCUGCGCCUGCUGUGGAGGUAUCCGCAGGAAGGGCUGCGCUGAGUGGGAGUGAGGCGCAGCAGGUGGCGCAGCAGCAGGGCGGAGAGGUCGCGGAGGGGGGAAGAGGGGGAGGAAAGAGGCGGAGAUUGCAGUCUGGAUGGCGGGCAAUGGGGGAAGGGAGAGUGAAGCGGGAUGGGGAAGGGCGAGGGAAGGCUGAAGAGGCAGAUGGAACUGGAGGGACGUUGGGAGAGGGAGAGCGGGAGGGGGGUGAGUUUACAGCAGCAGAUGGAGCAGGGGACGGUGGAGACGAGGCUGCAUCAGAGCAAAUGAGUGAUGACGCGGACGAAACUUCAGGGGCUGAAUAUGCCGAAGAUGCUGCAGUGGGUGCAGAUACAGGCGGUGGUGCCGGCGCUGCCACUGCUGCUGCUGAUGCGCGUGCGUCAGUGGACGGGGCUGGAGCAGCGGAGUGGAAGGAGGUGGGGAGCAGGGGCGCACGUGGUAAGGGAGUGAGGGCGGGACGAGGCAGAGGCAGAGGCAGAGGGCGAGGCAGAUGGAAGGUGGAGGCAAGGGCUGGAAGGGAAGUGCCGGGUAGAAGGGUGAGGAGUAGGGAGAGUGGGGCGGUUGGAGCAGCGAGGUGGACGAGCGGUGUGGGUGGGGAGGCAGAAGCACGAGCGGAGGAGGACGCUGGCUGGGCGAGUGACCUGAAGGAAGGGGAGGGAGCAGAGGAGGAGAGAGUGGUGGAGGAGAGAGUGGUGGAGGAGAGAGGGCAGUCAGAAGGAGCGAGGGAGAUGCAGGAGAUAAGUGCCGGGCGAAAUGGGAUGGAAGGGGAAAGUAGGGGCAGGGGUGAGGCAGGCGAAGGGGCAAGUGAGGAGGAGCAAGGGAAACGGGGAGAAAGGGAGGGCGUGAGCGGGGCUGUGGCCCCCUCAGUAUCGAGGCAGCUGAGGCUGCAGCGACGGCAGAUGAUUCAGAAGCAGUGGGAGGAGCGGCAGCGCAUGCAACAGCAGGUUCGGCAGGCUGAGGCUCGGCGGAAACAGGUUCGGCAAACACAAGGUGAAGAAUCUCAGGCUCGGGAAGGGCGGCAGGAGGCAGAGGAGGAACGUAUGCAGCCCAGAGGUGGGGCUGUAGCGGAGAGGGCAGCAGGUGGAGAGGAGGGCAAGACGAGGGGGGGAAGAGACGGGGGAGAGGCGGGAGAAGCGGGAGAAGCGGGACAAGGGGGAGGAGCAAGAGAAGCAGGAGAAGUGGGAGAAGGGGGCGAAGGUGCUAAGGUGGAGGAUCUGAGAGCGAGCAGUGGAGGGGAAGAUGCGGAGAUGGAGGUGCGUGAAGGGGGGUUGGGGGCCAGCAUGGCGGCAGAAGGGGGCAGUGCAGGAAGUGUGGAUAGAGUAGGGGGAGAAGAUGAGCAACAAGGAGACGGGGAGGCGUGUUUGGAGGAUGCGGGUGAGGGUGAACGACCGAUGGCUGGUGGCGCAGCAGCAGGAGGGGCGAGGCAGAGGCAUGUGGGGGCGGGGGAGCAGCAAGAGCAGGAGCAGAGGAGCAAGGGUGAGAAGGGGUGGCAGGUGGAGUGUGUGGGUGACGAGAGGCCCUUGGUGGAUGGGCGUGCUCUUAGACAAAAGGACGAGGCAGAGGUCAUGGAAAUGGGAACAACUAGAGAAGGUGAUGCGGAACCUUCUAAGGUGGUAGAUGAAACGGUAGAUGAAACGCAUGUACAGUUACAGGCACUGACACAGACCGAGGAGCUGACGGAUGAUAGGAACCAGACACGUGUAGGUGGGGCAGUUGGGACAGGGGCACGGAUUGAGUCUCAAGCAAGUGAGCUUGCACAUGUACAGGUGGCACGCGCUGACGUGGCACAGGUUGAGGUGGCUAAAGCGGGUGCAGGUAGGGUUAGGCAAGAAGAAGGCAAGGCGGGUGCCCAUGUUGAGCUUCUGCCGAGGAAUGGAGUGCAAAGGGAGGGCGUGCAAAGGGAGGGAGUGCACAAGGAAGGAGCGGAGAGGAAGGGAGUGGGAAGGGAUGAAACGGUGAGGCAGCACAAGGGGCGGAAGACAGGCGAGCAUCAGCAAGCAGGGGGGCAAAGGCGGAGAGUGAAGGCAGGGGCGGGACGGCAGGGAGGACAGCAGGAGCAGCAAGCGAGUGGGCAGGCGCAGGAGCAAGGCUGGGAGGAAGGGCAGGCAGGGAUGCAGGGGCUAGAGAGAAGAGGGGAGGAAGGUGUUGAGACGGGUGGUGUUGGCACUGGAAGAGAGGCGAGCGGCAUGCAGAGAGGGCAGGCGGGCAGCAGUCCGCAGCAUAUGUUGACAGAUGCCCACGCUGCUGAAGCCAUUCCCGCUCACACUGCUACACACCCCGCUGCUCACACUCCUGCAGCGUCCCCUCCACGUGAACUGCCACCGACCAUGCAGCUGCCUGCAGCGCAGCUGAUUGCUGAAACGAGUCCAGGCUUGGUGGUUGAUGCUGGUUGGAGUGGGGCUGCGCUAGGGAAGGCACAAGGAGGGCAGCAAGAUGUGGAGGAGGCGGAGGGGGCGCAGACGCAGAGGCAAGAAGGCCUGGCGGUACAGAGGCAGCAAGAGCAUGUGAAGCAGGAAGAGGAUGAACGGAAGGAAGAGGACCGAGACGAGGGGGCGAGGGAGGUGGUGAAAGGAGGCACAGCUGACAAGGGGAGUGGAUCAGUGAGUGGUGCUGGUGGUGGGGGUGGGAGGGGCGAGGGGCGAAUGGAGGAGGCUGGCAGAGAAGCACAAGCGGCAGCAGGAGCAGUAGGAGUGAGUGAGAGAGGAGGGAGAGCAGGGAGUGAUAAAGUGCUGGAGAAAGGGGUGAGUGAGAGGAGCCGCAGGAAGAGGGUUCUGAACUCGAGGUACUAUGAGGGGGGGUUCCAAUACGAGGGUGACUAUAUUGAAGGGGAGGAGGGACAGCCGUCAGAACCAGACAUGGACUGGCAUCCUACUGGUGCUGACGUGGCAGCAACUGGAAGGGGAGGAGGAGGGGGGGGAGGGAUAGGGCAGAGUGGGGACUAUGCUGCCACAUUAGGGUUUACUGUAGACGCUGACGUGGCAGGCAUGGCAAGAGCCGUGAUGGCCUGGGGAAGGCAGCAGGUGGGGGAGGGCGCUUCCUCUCUGCCCGAUGCUGCCAACGUGCCUGAGCCUGCUGCGGUUGCUGCUGGUGGAUGGGGGGCCGAAGGGGAAGCGAGAGGAACGGUUGGGGGAAAGGGAGCAGGCAGGGGGAGAGGAGGAGGGAGGGGAGCGGGGAAAGGGGAGAGUGCUGCUGCUGUUUCUGCUGCUGGGGGGGGAAGGGCGAAGCGGGGCAGGGUGGGAGAGGGCGACUUAGAGGCUGCAGGAAGGAGUGUAGGAGGGGAGGCGGGGGAGGGGGGUGAGCGGGGGGAAGGUGGGGAUGGUUGGGCAGGGGGGGUGGAGGAGGUUGGUGGAGCAGGAGUGGUGGCAUCACAGGAUGCUGCUGCUGCUGCUGCGGCUACUGCUGCUGCUGCUGGGAAGGAGAGACCUCCAGCAAAACCUUGUCAUGGAAGCCUUUUGCUGAACUCCGUGGGCUCUGCUUCCCUCUCUCCCACUUUGCAGAAAAAGAAGUCCACUCUGUCGUCGUCAUCAGCAGCACCACCAGCAGCAACAGCAGCAGCAGGCAUAACAUCCCCCCAGAGGCAGCUGUUGGCUCAGCAGCAGCAGCAGCAGCAGCAGGUGCAGCAGCGGGCGGCUGGUGUGGCGGGAGGCGGGGGCAGAGGGAAGGGUGGCGGCAGGAAGGGCGAGGCAAGUCCUCCCUCCCUGCAGCAGCAGCAGCAGCGUCAUGGGAUGGAGAGGGGGAGUGUGGCAGCAGCUACUGCCCCUGCAAGUGGUGGUGGUGGGGGGUCGAAGAAGGGGGGAGGAGCAGCAGGGCGGGCGGAAGGGGGAGGGGGGGCGCGGAGGCAUGGAGCAUCUGGGCGGGCGGGGAAGAAGGCAGCCGGAGCAUUAACUUCAGCAGCUGGGGCGCCAGCAGGAGCAGGAUUAGCGGUAGUGGCAGCAGCAGUGCCAGCAGCAGCAGCGGCGGCGUUUUCUGACUUCGGGGGGGUGAGCAGUGGUGGCAGCGGGGGCGAGGGUGCGGGCGACGCGCGCAUGUACACGGCGAAUGGGGGGCUGCGGCGCAAGCACCACCGGCCGUGGACGCUGAGGGAGGUGAUGAUCCUUGUGGAUGGCGUGGCGCGGUGCGGAGGGGGCAAGUGGGCCGACAUCAAGAAGCUCGCCUUUGCUUCCAUUGGCUACCGCACUGCCGUUGACCUCAAGGACAAGUGGCGAAAUCUGCUGCGUGCAAGCCGGAUGGCGCUCCAGCCACCCAAUGAGGGCGAGCAGCGCAAGAAGCAGGUGUCGGCGUCCAUCCCGCCGGCCGUGCUGGCGCGUGUGAGGGAGCUCGCUCAGCAGCAGGAGGCGCAGGCACACCUCAAGCUGCACGCCAGCACUGCAGGGGGGGGCGCAGGGGGGGCAGCGGCGGCAGGGGGAGGGGGAAGUGCGGGGGAAGAGGGGUCAGGGGAAGGAGGGACAGGGGGAGGAGGGGGAGCAGAGGAAGCUGGUCUGCGGGCCGUCGCGGAUAUGGCGGGAUCGUUGUCGGGAGACGAGUUGGCGAACGGCAAGGCGCUGGUGCCGUUCCUGCAGCGCGCCGAUGAGCUGCAGAAGCACGACCCGCUAGUAGCUUACUACUGUCGGCUGUACGCGAUGGACAAGGGGCUGCGCGUGCCCAGCAAGGAGCGCAGCCAGGCCGUGAACGCGCUGCUCGUCUCCAUCAUGAGCCGCCUUGAGAAGGACAAGGCGGCCCUCCAGCUGUCCCCCGACGACGGGCUGCACGUGGAGGGCUUCGCGCAGCGCGUGUUCAGCAAGGCGGACAAGCAGGACCGCGCCGCCCGCGCUGACAUGGGCACGGCAAAGACCUUUUACGCGGCAGGGAUUUUCUUUGAAGUGUGCCGCCAGUUUGGGGAGCUUGCUCCCGAGGUGGAGCAGAAGCAGCGCUACGCGGUGUGGAAGGCGGCGGACAUACGCAGGGCGCUGGCAGACGGCAGGCGCCCCACGCCCGGCCCACCGGGGGGCGACGCUGAUGCCACCGCUGCUGCUCCCGCCGAUGCUGCCGCUGCUGCAUCAGCCCCUGCCGUGGCCCCUCCUGCAGCGCCCUUGUUCCCCUCAGCCGACUCCCUGGAUGCCAUGUUCUCCGCCCCUCCUCCUGCUGCUGCUGCUGCCGCUGCUGCUCCCAGCUCCUAUGGUGCCAAUGCUGUCCCAGCUGCCCCCGGUAGCGCCAGUGCCACUGGCAGGCUGCAGGUGGCGAGGCCGGUGGGAGCUGGGAGCGGUGCCAUGCAGCCCAACCCUCAUGCCCAAGCAAAUCCGUAUUCCCAGGGCCAUGGGGACUACUCGCAAGCACUCCAAGGGCAGGCAGCACAGGCGGCACAGGUGUCUCAGGCAUGGCACCAGAGCACACCUCAGCCAGACAGCGCGUUCAUCACCUCCCAUGCUGGCGCCCCUCCUGCCUCCGCUCCCUCCUUCGCCUCCCCGCCAACCUUCACCCACUGGACUCCCGACUCUCACUACCCCUCUGCCACGCCACCAUCCACUGCCGCGCCCUCAACCCAGUCAGCCCCGGGAGCACACGGAUGGGCCCAUCCUGCCGCCGCUGCUGCAGCGCCGCCCUACCAGCAGGCACAGGCAGCAGCAGCAGCAGCAGCAGCAGCCGCAGCCGUAGGCGCAGGUGCGUUCACAAACCCCAUGUUUGCCACCCCGCCUGCCCCCAAUGCCGCCCCUGGUUCUGCCCCUGCGCCCAGUGCCACUGCUCCCGGCCCAGCCUUUUCCUUCAUGCCAGGCGGUGCUGCUGCUGCCAGCCCAGGCGUGGGGGCAGCAGGGGGUACCUCCGGGGCACACGCAUCACAGGCGUCUCCACAUUCGGGGUACGGUGGAGGUGGUGGGGGUGUGGCGUCAGGUGGAGGAGCAAGAGCAGGACAGAAUGUUGCAGCAGCAGCCAAUGGGUCUGUGGCCAUGGGCAGCUUCUCAAACUCUCAAGGCCCAGGGCCUCGCGAGAUAACGGAUGCGCACAAGGCGGCUCGAUAUGCCACUUCCCAUCCACACCGCAAGAAAGUUGACCAAUUAGGCAUGGCAGAAACCGAGGCCUCACCGCAAUUCACGGCGUCGCUCGACACUCAUGUGUUACGUCCGUUGCAGCGCGCUUCGUCCAUCAUGGGAUCGGGCGAGCUUUGGCAGCGCGCCGCCGACAUGGAUGAAGUCGUCGCACAGGCGCACGAAGGCUCUGUCGCGAUCACCGCUGCGACGACGAAUGAAGGGGCUGCGACAGGGAAGAAGUGGAGCGUGAUGGGGUCGACGGCGCGCAAGGUGCAGCGGAUGCUGUUUGCGGACAAAUCGGACAAAUCGUCGGCUUCUAUCGCAGACAGAAAGUCCAAGCGCCUGCUGCCGUCGCUGCUCUCGAACUCUCGCCGUCAGGAGCGCGCCGGACAGGAUUUGAGUCUGCGGGUCGGCAGCUGUCGCGUGGAGAGCGCCGAGAGCGCUGUGGACGAUGGCGGAGAUGACGGCGCGGGCCUCGGCCGACGAAGCCUCUCGUUUCAGCACUUGGCGGUCGAUUCUAAUCAUGGCGAAAUGGUUGGACGGGAGGCGACGAGCGCGGAGAAACGAGAGGGCUCGGAUCCCAGCGAAGCGGAUCAUCCAGAGGGACGUGCGGACUGCAUUGAUUUAGAGGGGUGUGCGGAAAGUGCCGAUCUGGUUUCGUUGUCCCCGCGCACGACGAGUGCGACGGGUGUACCAGCGGGCGUGGAGCGACCUUGUUCUGUGAAUGGGCACUCAGCAUCGCCGCCCGAAACAAACAUCCCCAACGGCAGAGUCAUGUCCGCGCUGCCCCGCCCCGCGCGCCCGCAGACGGCCCCCGGCAGGAGCGCCGCUUCCCCCCGUCACUUCGACGCGCGUGAUUCCAUUUUUCCCCGACGCAAGACCGCGCCCGUGGCCCCUGCCGUGCUGCGCGAAUCGGGUGCUGCGUCGGGCGAACUCGAGCCGCAGCUCGCCGACGAGCCGCUUCUCGCCUCCGCCUCGGAUUGGUCAAGCGCCGCGCUCGCCCUUGUUGCGCCUCCCCCUCCGCCCAUUGACGCGCCCCCCGCGCUACCGUUACCAUCCCCGGUCGUGCCCCGGCCCCCCAGCAACGACGGAGUGGGGAGCAGAAGCGGCAGGUUGAGGGCGGGAAGGGGGACGCGCGCGGGCGGAAGGGCGGGGGAAGGGCUUCGAGUGGAUGUGGCAGGUAGGCGCCAGCGGUCAAGGCACAGUGAUGAGCUGGCAUGGGCGGAGGCGCUAGGGGGGCAGGGGCUGGUGCGGAGCAAGACAGCGGAGAGAGAGGCGGGCGCAAGGGGGCGCACAGGCGGGGAAGUGGCUCGUGUGGGGCGACAUCACCACCUGUCGGCCUCUUGGGACUGCGAGGGGGAGAUUGGCAUGGGGAGGGAAGACAAGGGGGCGUUCCCUGGUAGGGUUGAGAGUUUGGAUGAAGCAGGUUGGGGGAGUGUGACGGGAAGGGAAAGACCAACCUCAUCGGGAGGGAGGGUGCCUGUCAGUGCCGUGAGCCCUCGGGUGGUGAGGUUCAAUUUCAAGCAGCACAUGCAGCAAGUAGCACUUGCUGCAGCACGUGAUGAAUUGGCCCAAUAG